Momordica charantia (bitter melon) is the source of this 1115-nucleotide messenger RNA. RefSeq lists its product as uncharacterized. The record is from RefSeq and is a predicted model, not a curated record. NCBI's taxonomy places the organism in Eukaryota, Viridiplantae, Streptophyta, Magnoliopsida, Cucurbitales, Cucurbitaceae.
UUUUCCUCCCCAUCCUUAUAAUAACCAGAGCCAGAGGAGAAGCGAAGGAAGAAGAAAGGAGGGGGGAAAAGCCGAGCCUGUGAGCCCUCGAAGGGGCCAUUUUCGAUUUCAGGAAGCACGAGAGUGGCGACCCGUGACAUCGUUCACUCAAGGAGCGGCUCUCUGAUCUCUCCUUUCUGGAAUCGGAUUUGGCGCUCCUUGAUUCCUCGUCCGUGGAUCCGUUUUGGCUUUCUGAGUCUGCUAUAUAAAGCUUGCCCUAUGCAUGGGAGCAUUGGUUGCCUUGAAAAUCAUAUCAAGCCUAAACUUACAACUACUGUAGCUUAUCGAUCGAAGGCUUCUCGUAAUAUAUUUCGGAAAUCGUAAGCCCGCACGUCAUGGACAACAGUGCCAACCGGUCACAGGGAAGCAAUUCAUCAAUUAGCAAAACCAACCAAAUACAUGGGGACUCUAGUGAAGCUAACGUUUCUACAGCAUUUGUAAAUAAUGGUCUUCUUCUCUGGAAUCAAACUAGGCAGCAUUGGGUGAAGAACAAAAAGCCGUGCAACCGAGAAUUAUUUGUUCGGGAACCCAAAUUAAACACUCAUUGUCUCUGCAUGCCUAAAUCCUUCUGGCUUUGCAGUUGGAAUGCAACAUACGACAGUUUGUUGGGAAGCAACAAGCCGUUCCCACAGCCUGUUCCACUUGCUGAAAUGGUUGAUUUUCUUGUGGACGUAUGGGAACAAGAGGGGUUGUAUGAUUGAGCAACAUUUAUGGAAUGGAAGAUAUUUGAAGGUUAAGUUAGACUUUUUGGAAACCCUCUAAACUGCUGAACUCGAACUAUUACACGAACAGGCUCAAUUGCUACGUUGGCAACUAGAGCCAGCCAAUACCCAAAAUGUAGCUUUCUGCAGUGAUAUGUAAAACAGAACAUUAAUCCAUAUUAGUGUUCAGCUUGUUGCAGUAGGCCUCUUGUGUUCUUUUGGGUAGUGUUUGUUGAGUUCUUGUCUUGUCUGAAACUUGAGUUGCCUCCUUCUGUUUAAAUGGUAAAUUGUGUGUAGAGAGAGACAAGAUGAAUUCAUUGUUUUCAUUCUUCAUCCAUAAUUAGUUUCAUAAAUUCUUUUAUCCUUUUUUCCCUA